CUCUCACUGGACCGAGCCUCGAGUAGCCUCCCCUCCGUCGAUUGAGAGGUUUAGGGUUUCAGGAGAAGUCGGAGGCGUCCGAUCGAUGAUAUCCCGUCGUACGUCCCGUCGAUGAUACUCCGUCGUACGUCCGGUAGAUAAGUGAGGGCCACCAUGGUCGGAGAUUAUGCCGCGCCGGCGUCGUCCUCACCGGGAACGGCGGAGGCGCAGUACUCGUCGGCCAAGACGUCGGUGUGGUGGGACAUAGAGAAUUGCCAGGUCCCUAUGGGCUGUGACCCCCAUGCUAUUGCGAGGAACAUCAGCUCCGCCCUUGUUAAGAUGAAUUACUGCGGGCCCGUCUCAAUCUCUGCCUAUGGCGAUACCAAUCGGAUCCCCAAUUCUGUACAGAAGGCGCUCUCCAGCACCGGAAUCGCACUCAACCACGUUCCCGCCGGUGUGAAGGAUGCGAGCGACAAGAAGAUUCUAGUUGAUAUGCUGUUCUGGGCAGUGGACAAUCCUGCUCCUGCAAAUUAUCUGCUUAUAUCUGGCGAUAGGGAUUUUUCGAAUGCCCUCCAUCAGCUGCGCAUGCGGAGAUAUAACAUACUUUUAGCACAGCCGCUUAAGGUAUCUGCACCACUUGUAGCUGCAGCUAAGAGUGUGUGGUUGUGGACAAGCCUUUCAGCUGGAGGAACCCCCCUUUCAAGCGGGGAAACAGCACAACUUGUUAACAGUAACUACUCUUUUAGUGGCGUAACGUCACAGAACACAAAUUAUGAAGCUAUCUCUUUUGCCGGCGCUGGGACUGUCAGUACAGAUAACAUCUCUUCAGUUGGCCAAUGCACUUUCAGUGAUGGAAUGUCUGCUGACGAUACAUAUAAGGGAGAUGGAAUAUACAUCUCCAAAACUGCAACUCAGCCCCACAUAAAUACAGCUGUCAGUCUACCAGUCAUGAUGGAAGAUACUUAUAACAAUGGUAAAUUUCAAAAGUAUGAAGGCGUGCAAGAAAAGCAGUUCAAGAAAGCACCCCAUGAGUUUUUUCCUGGUGCUACUGAGCCUGUAGUCACUGCCAAUGGACCCAUCUCAUUUUCAGGUAAUCCCAAUUCUUCCGGGACUGUUGGCUAUCCUCAAAAUUAUUACGCCCAUCAAGCAAGGCCAAGUAAUGGCUCUAUGCGACCUCCAUCUGCUCCUGAAAUCUCUGUUCGGCCUAGUCCUGUGAAUUUUGAAUAUCGUCCAUUUGCUCCUGAUUAUUCUGCCAGGCCUAUACCAGCUAACUAUGAAUGUCGUCCAUUUGCUCCCAAUAACCCCUCUAGGCCUAAUUUUGUAAACCAGGAAUAUCGUCCAUUUUCUCCUAGGCCUGACAAUGGUAAUCUAAGAUAUCCUUCUGUACCGACAAUGAACAUGCCCAAUAUUGGCAAGGUUAAUCAGUCUGUACACUCGCCCAAUGCUCGGAAGUCUCUUAACUUCCAGCAACCUAAUGGAGAGCAGAAUGGAUCAACAUUUGUUGAAACUAGCAACUCCAUUGGCUAUAAUAAACCACACAAGGGCCGUGGAUCAGGUGGCCAACGACUUCAGCGAGCUACUUCUUACAAUGGGUAUCCCGGUGUUCCUGAAUUGUCUUCUUCUCCUCCACGGGCUGUCAUCACUACUGUCUCCGGUAAUGGUACCUGGGGUUCUCAAGGCCCCCUUCCUGAGCAUGCACAGGGCCUCAUCGGGGUGAUCUUACUGGCGCUGAACACUUUGAAGGAAGAGGAAAUUAUCCCUACUGAAUCAAACAUCACUGAUUGCAUACAUUGUCAUUAUGGAGAAUCUAAAUACCAGAAUGUUGAUGUGAAGAAGGCCUUGGAUAUUGCUCUUGAGCAGCAGAUGGUGGUGACGCAAAAUUUAGGCGUGAUAACAUUGUACAUCGGUCGGAAUGAAAAACUAUGGAAAUGUGUCAAUCCUAUUAGUGUUGAGCCGAAUAUGUUCCCGCAGGCUACAUGGGACCGAAUAGAGAACUUCUUAUCUUCUUCAGCUGGGAAAUCGGCCGUGUAUGCCUCUAAAUGCAGGUAUGAGGCAGCUCUGAUUCUCCAGAAGCUGUGCAUACCGGAGCUUACGAUGGGCCACGUGCUUCAAAUAUUGAACAUAAUAUGCACUGUGAAGAGGUGGAUUGUUCCUCAUAAGACAGGAUGGCAGCCCAUCAGUAUUACCCUUGAGGAGUCUACGACAUACUGAUAGUACUGCUGGGACAUGAACUUGUCGAGUGGAAUUACGGUUAGUAUCUUUGAGAAAAGCUGAGAAUUUGUAAAGCUAGUAUUUCUUCCCCCAUUUCCAGUUUGAUUUCUUGUUUUCUUGAAAUACUUGGUCUGAGGAUCUCAACGGAGGAAGGAAAAGUCUAAGGUGAAUGUGCCGCUCUUUUGACUUCUGCUUUUUGGUCUUCUCUGCUGUGAGUGCCAAUGAAAGUGUUAGGGAUAUGAGCUUUUUGACUUCUGCUUUUUGGUCUUCUCUGCUGUGAAUGCCAAUGAAAGUGUUAGGGAGAUGAGCAGUAGAUCCUGCUUUUGCUGUGUGAUGGAUUGCGAGUGGUAUAGAAACAAACGGAAUUAUUGCUAAUUCAUCAGAAUGUACAAGUAUAAAGUUAAGUAGAUUUUGAUGUGCCGAAGAUGCUGAUAUAUCCUUAUGUUCCUUCUGGCAUUUCUUCUGUACACUGGAUGUGGUUUCUCAAGUAUUAUGUAACAUUAAUUU
Punica granatum (pomegranate) is the source of this 2697-nucleotide messenger RNA. The record is from RefSeq and is a predicted model, not a curated record. Lineage: Eukaryota; Viridiplantae; Streptophyta; Magnoliopsida; Myrtales; Lythraceae.